Heterobilharzia americana is the source of this 342-nucleotide messenger RNA. Lineage: Eukaryota; Metazoa; Platyhelminthes; Trematoda; Strigeidida; Schistosomatidae. The record is from the annotation of a GenBank genome assembly.
AUGAUUUUCUCCAGAUUAACUUCACUAGGCUUUCCUAGAUAUCGGCUUCUGGCUUCUCAAGCCACAGUGAAAUCUUCAUCUAAGAAUGGAGGUAUAGUCAAAUGGCUAUGGAUUUCAUCCAUAUCAAUUUUUACGAUUUGUUGUGUGUUACAGAAUCCUGAUCUUUACGUUCCUAUUUAUGAUAAAGUUCCACGGGAUGAUUUUUAUUUCAAUAAACAUUAUUUUGCAGCAGUGAAGUCGAACCGCAUGCAUAUUGUUCCUCCUGUCCGAAUGCAUCACGAUGGAGUUCUAGAAUUCCCGUAUGAAGAUGAGGAAAACUAUGAAAAUCCUUGUAAAAAAUAA